Carica papaya (papaya) is the source of this 1011-nucleotide messenger RNA. It is a transcript of the gene NAC057, whose product is annotated as NAC domain containing protein 57. NCBI's taxonomy places the organism in Eukaryota, Viridiplantae, Streptophyta, Magnoliopsida, Brassicales, Caricaceae. The record is from RefSeq and is a predicted model, not a curated record. Gene Ontology annotation, biological process: regulation of DNA-templated transcription. Gene Ontology annotation, molecular function: DNA binding.
UUAGUUACAGAAGAAGGUGAUGGCACCGGUGGGAUUACCUCCCGGCUUUAGGUUUCAUCCCACCGACGAAGAGCUCGUCAAUUAUUAUCUCAAGAGAAAAAUAAACGGUCUAGAAAUUGAGCUCGACAUUAUUCCUGAGGUUGAUCUUUACAAAUGUGAGCCAUGGGAGUUGGCAGAGAAAUCAUUUUUGCCGAGUAGAGAUCCGGAGUGGUACUUUUUUGGACCCAGAGAUAGAAAAUAUCCAAAUGGGUUUAGGACGAACAGAGCCACACGAGCAGGGUACUGGAAAUCUACAGGAAAAGAUCGUAGGGUGACAUCCCAGAAUCGACCCAUUGGGAUGAAGAAAACUUUGGUUUAUUACAGAGGUCGGGCUCCUCAAGGGAUUAGGACAGAUUGGGUGAUGCAUGAAUAUCGUCUUGAUGAUAAAGACUGUGAGGAUACCUCUGGAAUCCAGGAUUCUUAUGCGCUUUGUCGAGUGUUCAAAAAAAAUGGAAUUUGCUCCGACACAGAAGAUCAACAGCAAGCACAAUGUAGUUUGUUAAUGAUGGAUAGUCCACAAGGCGUGAUCAAUAACAAUAACAAUAGUAAUAUUGAAUAUGAAACGACGUCCCCUGAUGUUCCUAUAGCAUCAUCGUCAUACAUAGACGAGGAUGAUAAAGAUGAUUCAUGGAUGCAAUUCAUCACAGACGAUGCAUGGUGUUCUUCUAGCACUGGAUUAAUGGGAGUUGAAGAAGUUUCUCAACACGUGGCUUUUACAAAUUAAUUGAAACUCAAAGUUUGAUUAAAAUCAUCAAUAACAUAGGUUUUGCAUUAUCUAUAUAUACAUAUAUAAACAAAUAUUGUUACAAUAAAGAAGUGGGAAUAUCAUAAAAGUGGUGUUUGUAAUAUUGAUUACAUUUGGUUCUAAUUAGUAGGUUAGUUAUCACUAGCUAGUUUUGCUUCUUUUAACACUGGUUUGUUUGGAGGACUAGAGCCAUUUUAUCAUAUGGCUCCAUGAGUUUUUACUCUCAU